This is a messenger RNA of Dalotia coriaria, 1605 nucleotides long. Its product is annotated as retinal homeobox protein Rx-B-like. Gene Ontology annotation, biological process: regulation of transcription by RNA polymerase II. Gene Ontology annotation, cellular component: nucleus. The transcript has 6 exons. NCBI's taxonomy places the organism in Eukaryota, Metazoa, Arthropoda, Insecta, Coleoptera, Staphylinidae. Gene Ontology annotation, molecular function: sequence-specific double-stranded DNA binding; DNA-binding transcription factor activity, RNA polymerase II-specific. The coding region runs from base 237 to 1562 and encodes 441 amino acids. The record is from RefSeq and is a predicted model, not a curated record.
GUGAGUCGCUGAUACUGAUAUUGCGUUAUCGCCGCUGAAAUGCUGUUUGCUGAAGUGCGACCGAAUUGAGACAUCAAAGACGGGCCUCAUCUGUGCAAUCUCAGCAAUCAGUGCGUGCGGCAUCCGAGGUUCAGUAAUGACCGGAAGUGAUAUCCAAACCAAUUCGUUGCAAUAAAACUAACCCAGUGCAAUUGUGAUUGAACCUACCAAGUGAAAUUCGGAUAUUCGGUGCAAACAUGGAAAAACUCACUCAAUUCGUGUCGAAAUCAUUCUGCAUGGAAAACAACAAUAGUUUAGGAAGUAUACUCUCGGAAACGCCAGGACAUCUUCCGGAAAACACUAUCAAAAGUGAGGAUUUAUCUGAGUCCAUCGCCACCACACCUCAAUUGACCAAUCUGCCGGAAAUCAAAACUGAUUCAACUCUUUCCGAAAAAGUUGAUAAACCAUUGGCGACUAAACCAGCCGCAAAGAACUGGUUGAUAUCAAACGACCCAGUGGUGCCAAAAACAAUGACGACCUCGCAUGGAAUAGAUCUUAGUCUUAAUCAUCACGCAAAUGUAAUCUACACCUCAAGUUUAAUCCUGAAUCAAACCAGAUUCGAGCCGUUAAUCUUGGCUGGAAGCGGAGGAGGAAGUGUGCACAGCCAAAAUUUACCAAAACAUGAAAACGGAAAAAUUUGGUUUGAUGUUGAACGCAUGAAAAGUUCUCCCAAAAACAGUUUUCGAUCAGGUUCCUCCAGUCCGAUUGAUCUAGAAGAUUCUAAAUCAUGUCCGGAAGUAGACAAACAGGAAAACGAUGCAGAAUCAGAAAAACAAGAGAAUUCCACAAACAAUGCGACGGAAAACGAUAAGAAAAUAUUUGCAGUCGAUGGUGAGCAUUCCUUUGACGACGACCGAAUAAAAUCCAGACAUUCCUCGGCGGCGUUGAGUAUUUCCGUGAGUAAAUCAGCAAAGCAACGACGUUCCCGUACGAAUUUCACCCUGGAUCAACUGAAUGAACUUGAGCGCCUCUUCGACGAAACACACUAUCCGGAUGCGUUCAUGCGCGAAGAACUUAGUCAACGCCUGGGAUUAAGCGAAGCGCGCGUACAGGUUUGGUUCCAAAAUCGACGCGCAAAAUGUAGAAAACACGAGAGUCAACUACAGAAAGGAAUGAUGUUGAACAAUCACAGCCCGCCGGCCAGUACACCCUUAGAACCAUGUCGGGUGGUGCCCUACAUGAAUAUGCCGGCGUUGCGAGGAAUUUCACUUCCUAGUGGUGCGGUAGCACUGUCGGCCUAUGACCGCCUCUCGGCCCUGGCACCUUUUCCACCCGCAGCCGGUACACCAUUCUCCGCGUUCGAUUCAGCGUUUAUUUCGGCUGCUCAUCAAUAUGCUGCUGCGGCUGUGUCAGUAGGCGGUGGUUCAGCGGCAGCGGCGAGUAUCAUCUGCCAUCCGCAAUACCCGCUCGGGUUGGCGGCGUUGGCGGCGGCGCACAAGAACUCUAGUAUUGCCGACCUCCGCCUCAAAGCGCGCAAACACGCCGAGGCGCUUGGUUUAACCGCUCCACGCGAAAAAUCAUAAUCUUCAAACUCAAAAUCAACUAAUUAACUAUCGAAAUGUUCAA